AUGGAGAAUCCUGCGGACCUCUUUAAAAAUCCAGCUGAAGGAAAACCAUUGAUUACGAAACCUGAAGGAAAAUUUGAAAAUCCUCAGACACACGGCCCUAUCAAGCAAGCUUGGGUGGCAGAGGACAAAUCUUACGGAGGCCCUGGGCAGGAAAGUAAUAGAGGGAAGAAUAAGAGAAGAAAACCCAGAAAAAAAAAUCAGACGCAAGGGCAACAUGGCGAUGCAGAACGACAAGAUGAAAAAAGAAAUAGUUGCGAUAGCGAUAAGUCUGAUCAAAAUGAGGGGAGCCAAGCUUGUCGGGGCAACAACCCAAGACAAAGAGGCACGACAAGAGGAGGACCACAGAGGGGACCCAGAGGUGGGUUUUUCCAGGGUCCAAACAACAUUCAAGUGUCUAGAGAUGAUCAAUUUUAUGCCCCUCAAGGACAGUGGUCUGGUCAUCAAAACGCCUUUCCGCCGCAGAGAGGACGUGGAAACCAACGAGGACAAAGAGGUGGCUUUCGUCCGAACCCAAUCGCAGGACAUCGAGAUAAUUCGCUUUAUGGAUCUCAGGAAUGGCGCUUUGGUGAUGGAGGCAAUUUUCAACCUGAAAUGGGACGUGGAGGUCAAGGCAGUCGAGGGCGUCAACCAAAACCAAAACCGAAGCCAAAGGAUAGGGGACGAGGUGGGAGACGGGGUGGCAAUUUCCAGGAGCAACAUCAAAUCCCAAGAGAUUUUGAGGAGGGUGAUCAGUUCUCAGAUGCUAAAGACUACUCUCAAUUCAUGCAAAGAAAACUGAAACAACUAGGUGGAAAAGGAAGAGAUUCUCAAGAAAGGGAGCUUGUCAGCAGUAAAACCCCGGCCCCCCGUCCUGCUGAUCAGUCUCAAUUUGAAAGAAAUACAAUACUCAUUCGAGGGCUUAGUGAGAAAACUUCGCCAGACGGACUGGUGAACUUUAUUGAGGCAAAGAGUGGUGGGGAAGAGGUCAAGGACGUACAGAUGCUGAAGAAUGGAAAAGCCUUGGUCACCAUGGCUGAUGAAAUCAAAGGUACAUACCUUUCAACUGAAUUUAUAACAUGCCUAGUAAAUUUGUCUCAUCAAAUUCAAUUGCGCGAGCGUACUUCAUAUUGCUAUUGAGCACGCUCAUGACGUCAGCAAACGUAUUCCUCGAGAAAAAUUUCCCAUCGGGUUGAAAAUGUUAUAAAACAAUUGGUUCAUACAUCAGCUGUGCGUUCAUCGAGAUAUGAAGCACUUGGGAAGUUUAGAGAGCACUCAAGAAGCUAGAGUUGCUCUCGGCAACGCCUCGAGCAACUCUUACGCAUCCUUCGUGCUCUCUAAACUCCCCGCGUGCUUCAUAUCUCGAUGAACGCACGCUGACGUAUGAAUCAAUUGUUAAUUGGAGAAUAAGCAGAAAUUUCUAUAUCGCACUUUGAUCUGUUCGUGAGUUAUCAGGGAUGAAAGGUCACGCCGCUUCAGUUUCAUCCUCUUAGUUUUAAGAAAUGAACUUACCUUCAAAUUAUAUGAAAUUAACAUUUCAUUGAUUAAGAUUGUUGUAUGCUUAACUAGUACCUGAAGAGUUAAGAUGCCUUAUUUUUGGUGUCUCACCAUUAAAAGACAUUUCGAUUUUCUUCUCCAAACUAUCAAAAUAAUCCAGAUCAAGUAAUCAAUUUAUUUGUGAACUGUACAUGUAAUUCAUUGAGUGUUGUUCCUUUCAGGAACACUAUAAAAGUGGAGAUCACACGAGACAAACAUUUUUUGAGAAUGUGAUCUAUUUUCUUUUAGAUUUCACGAAAAUAAAGACCAAAUGCGAGGAGAGAGGUCUGGAUGGUGCAAAGGUUUCUAUCGAACAAGUCCCGGUUUGCAAAAGCAUCCUUGUCACUGGGUUUUCAGACAUUACCCAUGAUUUUAUUGAACUGUACUUUGAGAGUCGUCGAAAUGGUGGGGGUCCUGUGGAGAAGGUUCACCAUGUUCCUAAAAGUAGUCAAGCUGUGGUUGAAUAAUCGACAUUUCAAGACGUUAUAUAAAAGGUUUGUAUUGGGUCACUGAUCUCUAGAAAAUAUAAAAGUAUUUUCCCGUAUAUUUUAAUUCUUUAUUAUAUAAAAGGCACGAAUAAUCGACAUCUGAUCCUCCAACAUGGUAAGAACGUGAGUGAAAUAUUGAUUGCCCUGAUUUAAGACCAUUUUGACGUCAUCUGAUCUAUAACAUUAGACUUAAGGAGGGAUGAAUUAUCACGUUUUAAAAUUUAGAUCAUUGAAUUGAUCAAAUUGAUUGAUUGAUUGAUUGAUUGAUUGAUUGAUCUUCUCUGCCCCAACACCCCAUCGUCCUUAAUCUGCGUGUCUUUCUUAAAUUAAAAUGUCAUGAAUUGUUGUGAAACGAAAAUAACAUUUUCGUGGAAAUUCCUGACACUUACUUGCUUUAAUCAACAGAUAUGGAAAGGGUUUUAACCAGACAUGAAGAGAAACCUCACGAGUUUCACAAAACCCAGCUUUCAAUUAAAGCUUACCGAGAGUUUCUAGAAGACGAAGACGUUGAUGGAGCAGAGGAUUCCGGUGACUUAGGAGCACCUACAACCGAGGCCAAUGAAUCUCGAGUGAGCCAGACACCCGAUGCUAAGGAACAACAGCUGCACAUAGCUGUAGAUCCCGAUGUUAUGGAAUACGUCACAUCCACAGGAUUCCAAGCUGAACUGAACAAUUCGCUGGCUGGAAAGAAGAGCGAAGUCACCUGGAAACCCAACAACAAAAUGGCUGUUAUAGUGUACCGUGGGGAAGAUGACAGUGAUUCCUGGCAAUCUGAAUGCAUUGACCAAGUACAAAAUUACCUCGGCAAGUUUGCAAAGUGCGAUGUGCAGGUCAACAAAGAUUUCUGGGAAGCCGUGGUAGCAAAAGUUCCCAGCAUACGCACCUGCUUGGGAGUUAAUCCCCCGUUGGUCAAGACUAUUCCUGAUUCAAAUAUUGCUAGGAUCGUUUCAUUAGGAACAGACAUGAAAAUUAGCGAAGAAAAGGUGAGGUCGGAGUUAGAAGAAAUCUACCGCGAGGAGACCAGAAAAACUUACCUGAGGAAGAAAAUUCCAAAUAUUGCCGAGGAGCGCUUAAUUUUGCUGAAGAAGAUAAAAUUUGCCGAGAACCUCCAAGAAAAGAACAAGGAGCUGGAGAUCAAGUUUGAUACUGACGGUGAAGAAAUAUAUUUCGAAGGUCCCCAGCCACAGUUUAUUGAGGCAACCAUGAAGUUCUACAAACAUAUGUCUGAUAUGGUUGAGAAGAAACUAACUUUAUCCGACAGCAUCCUGGAGAUUUUAAACUCAGAUGAGGGGCUUCAGACUGUCAAAUGUGAGUUGGAAAGAAACAACGUGGAAGCAGUGUUCGUUAUUGAGAAAGACGCCACCAUAGUGGGAUCAUCAGCAGCGCAUGCAGACAACGCAGCGAGGCUCGUGAACAAGUUGAUGGUGGAAGAGAAAGUUCAAGUGGACGAGAAAAGCAAGCAUUUGUUGAAGUCAUCUGAAUGGCUGAAGUUGUGUGACGAGAUGGACCAAGUGGCUGUCCGUGUCCGGAGGGACAACUGGAACGAUACAUACGUCGCUGGGUUCCGUGAUAACGUGACCGAAGUGAUAAAGAAGUUAAAUACCUUUCUUGAAAACAAUUGCAUGAGGGAGGAAAGUUUCGUGUGCCUGUCUGAUAUUAUGCGAAGGUAUUUUCUCGAGCUACGUCAAGAAGAUCUACGCACCAUAGAAAAUCAACUAAAAGAUUUUGUAGUGAGUAUUAAAAAGGGAAAAGACGAUGAUGAUUUUAUCAUUUCUGGAAACAGAGAAGGUUUGAAACGUGUAAGAAAGAAGCUCGACGCUCUGAUAGAUUCCACUGAGUUGAAAACCUUUGAAGUGAAACAGCCAGGUCUUCGAAAAUACUUUGAGAGUGGAAAAGGAGAUCGACUGGUAAAAUCGGUGGAAAAAGAUCAAGACUGUGCCAUAAAAGUUCAGAAGAAUUUAAGUCGAGGAGGAAGAGACGAGGAGUUGCGCGUCGAAUCUGUAUCCGACGCCUCUACUUCUUCAGGCGAUAGUGAAGAUGAUGUGGAAGAUGACCACGCUACCACUGCUGGAACUGACUCGUCUACCCUGGUAAUAGCCCAAAGGCACAGAGUGUCGUGGAAACCUGGAAACAUAGGAGCAGAGAAGGUAGGAUUGACACUAAUUUCUUCACACCAGGAGAAUAUCACAGAAAAUACCUUAGAGGAUCAUGUUGGCAUAUUUGUGGAUUUUAGUUCUUUACUUAGCUCUCAUCAGCUCAUUGAGUGUGGUUACAUUAUUUAACGCCUCGCCUAUUAAGAGUGCCAAGUCUGAUAACGACAACAGUCCACCAUAUUGAAGAUGUUAAUGAAGCACUGACAAUAUUCUUUCGGUUGUUUAUUUCAGGCUGACGUACUUGUCAGUUCUCAAGGAGCAUGCGAUAAAGCAAUCAUGAAUGCCGGUGGUCCUCAGGCCGCAACCCCCAACGUUGGUGACAUCACUGUCUCUGGUGGUUUUUCCUCAGUCAGUCACGUGAUUCACACUAACUGUUGUAAGUGGAACAACGGUGGAGGGGAGCCGGUAAGAAAAAAUGAAGUUUACGUAGUUAAUCAAGUAUUAGUUCACUUUUGAAGGAAAGGACCUUUCUAAAAUACAUCGAAGAAUACUUGUUGUUUAGAUUUGACGAAAGCCUAAACGAUAUCGGAUGCCCGACUGGCGAAUCCUAUCCAUUCUCUUGUAGAAUACAGCAACUGAAGACUGUUUAGGCUCGAUUUGAUGUUAUUUCCGAUGUAGAUUAUCGCCAAACAUUCCGUCAUGUCAGACAUGGUUUAAUGCUACUCUCGUUUAAAGAUUUAAUGAAUGUAACCGAGAAGUUACAAUUCAUAGACCCAAAAUUUCGACACUCCUGUCUAGUGUCUUCAUCAGGGGUGAUCUAAACGCUGCAACCAGAGGUCCUUUUAUACGCUCACUAAUUAGCUGCCUUUUUUCUAACGAGGUGUAAAUGGGCGUCAGGAGGUAAGCCGCCAUCAUUACGAUUUAGAGGAGCGUGGGCGGAGUUAAUAUGCCAGGCUUCUAAACAAAGGUGUUGGAAGUUUGGGUAACUUUCAAUUUCUAAUAUCAUACGAAAAUCCUAAUCAGAAAUUUUGUAGAAUUAGUAAGAGCAAAUAUCUUACUGGAAAAAAAAAUUGAGUUGUGAAAUUUUCACCACUAGAAAAGAAUUAAUUAGGCCCAAAGGUAAUUUCCGUGAGGUUAUAAUUCAAACAUCCUCGAUGCUGAUCCUGAAAGGAAAUUACUACUGGUGUGAACAUCCUACAUGGCGCCCUCUUAAUAUCCUCUGAAAAAUGUUAACAAAAUUCAAGUUUCAGAUAACUUUGAUCUCUUGAAAACAGAUUUCAGGAAGUCUAAAAAUAGCUUGAAAGGGAUUCAGUUUUUUAACCUUUUUACUUUAAGGAGUGACCAGUCAGUUUUUUUUUCUCCUCCCUUUAUCAAUCCAUUAUCAACCGGAAAGGUGACGGGAAGAAGGAAAAUAUAUCACUAAGGGGAUAUUACAUGACUUAACGCCAAAUUUUCAGUGCCAAACUCAAAAGAAAUGAACAGGAGACAGUGUGGAGAAUUGCUAUUGAGAUCUCAUAGGAAUGAAAUGAUUGUCAACAACUUCUAUUUCAUCUUUUGUAGACGCUAAGGGCCAUCGUUCAAAAGUGUCUGCAAACAGGCGAAACGCUUGGAGCGAACUCCAUUGCAUUUCCUGUCAUUGGGACUGGAAACCUACACUUCCCACGCGAUGCAGCCUCGAGAAUCAUGUUGGAUGAAACAGUCAAUUUCUGCAAAACCAACCCUAGUUCUAAUUUACGGGACAUCCGAUUUGUCGUGUUUAACCAAGAUCAAGCAUUAACUACCGCCUUCAAACAAGAGAUGGACAAACUACAGCCCAAGCAAACUAGCCUCCCUGCCAUCACGACUUUAACUAAAAGAAUACGUUCCUUCUUUGGAUGGAAGAAAACAGUGGGGACAUUGGGUGUAAGCAUUGAAGUCUUGCAGGGCGACUUGUGCCAGGAAACUACGGAUGCCAUAGUGAAUAUAACAAGUAAGGACUUGAAUAUGGACAGUGCUGGGAAGUUGAGCCAGACAGUGAAACAGCUAGCCGGGCCACAGGUUGAGACUGAGUUGAAGCAGUUCGGACAGCAAUCAGGUGGAACCGCAUUGAUCACCAGCAGUGGAAAUCUCCCUACGCAGAAAAUUAUUCACUUAAUUCCAGACACCAAUAAUAAAGACCACCUCCAGCAGUGUGUUGAAAGAUGUCUUCGGCUGGCAGAGACGCAUAGUCUUGGAUCCAUUUCGAUUCCCGCAGUUGGUACUGGUGCAUUCCAUGUUUCUGCGGUGGACUCGGCCAGUCUGAUAUUUAAGGCCCUGACAAACUUUAGUGGAAGCUUCCGUAAUGUCCGCAAGGUCAGGAUCGUAAUCUUUGAGUCUCCAAUGUUGUCGGCAUUUCAGCAAGAACAUCAGAGGCACUCGUUUUCUCCACAAGUAGGUGUGGCUCAGCGCAUGACCUUAACUAGCCCUUUCAGUAUCGAGGUGAUAAAUGGUGAUUUGACGCAAGAGAACAGCACUGACGCUAUCAUGAAUAUCAACAGCACGGACAUGAACAUGAAUAACGCCGGAGACCUAAGCAAAGCCAUAGCAACACAGAGUGGUCCACUUGUGCAACAAGAAUGCAACCAAUUGGGAAAGCAGCCUCCUGGAACAGCAAUAAUGACAAGCGGAGGUAAUUUACAAGUAUCUCAUAUUAUUCACAUAAUUCCAGGCUCCUCAGAUAAGCAACAUCUCCAACAAUGUUUGGAGGAGGGUCUUCGCGUUGCGGACGCCAAUAACUUUCAAGCGAUCUCAAUUCCGUGUGUUGGCACAGGAGGAUACGGCUUGAACGGAGCGGACUCAGCCCAACUGACGUUCAAAGCACUAAACGCAUUCAGUGCCCGCUGCAAAAAUAUUAAAAAAGUAAGAGUGGUCGUGUUCCAGGCCUCUAUGAUGCAGGAUUUUCUACAAGAGCAGAAGAAACAACUGGUGCAAGGUAUUGAAGAAGACAGUGACUCAGAGGAUGCAGUAGCCAGGCAAACCCGACGACGCGGACCUAGGCAGGCACCAGGCCAAAGUGAUGAACAUUCUGUAAGAAUUUCUGUGAUCGGCAAAGACAGGGUGAGCGUGGGAAAAGCCGUGGAAUCCUUAAAGAAAGGUUUCGCUGACGCUUGUACGAUGGAAAAAGUCGAAAGUGAUAUCGUCAGUCAGCUUUCCGAUAAGCAAAAAGAUAUCCUAAGAAAAAAAGCCAAAGACCGUGACGUCAAACUUGAAAUUGAGGAUGACGUAGAUCGCAUUGUCGUUCGUGGUGGACCAACCGAAGUAUCUGGAAUAGUCGGGGAGAUCUGGAAAGAGAUCAGCGAGAGGAGGAAAAAGAAGCAGGAGGAAGAGCAAGCGAAGUUGGUUUCAAAAAACGUAGAGUGGAGCUAUGAAAUACGGGGCACAAAAAUGGUGUUUGCUCCGAAAGCAAAUGCCAAGAUUGAGUUGGCCCACAGCAAAGACGAGCACACAGUGCAAGUUUCUUUACGCGGAGACAAGUUUGUCAUCGACUUGAAGAGAAACUCUGGACGUGGACAAACGUCUGGUGAACAAAUAACACUGACAAGAAAGGUGAAGGGUGCUGAUGAAGGUUAGUUACUAGACAUCUCUUUUGACGAGGAUGUUUCGAUAAGCGUUAAGAAAGGACUAAGAGCUAUUUCAAGUCUUAGAGAAUGUUUCAGGUAGUGAACAAUAUAGGGGUUAUUAUUUGCCCUAAAAAAGGUUUCUCUUCAGGUUCCUCAGUGAUGUGUUUGUCUUUUAGUCUUGGUGAAGAAUAUACUUGGAUGUUGAAAUUUAUCCUAAAAAAAGAGGUUUGCACUUCAACAUUCUAAUCUUGUGGUCCUUUCUGUAGGAAUUGCUCUACCAAAGCACUGGGCACCAAUGCCUCGACCUGACAUGACUGUACACACGGUACAACUGCACCCAGGUUCCACUGAGUACCAAGAUGUUGUAAAUAAGUUUCAAGUGACCGCCACGGGGGUGACCAUAACCAAGAUAGAACGAGUGCAAAAUCCUCAUCUGUACCAGUCCUACAUGGUGAGAAAACGGAAAAUGGACAAAGACAACGGAGGAAACAGCGAGCGACAGCUGUUUCAUGGGACCAACUCAAACAAUAUCAUCAGUAUCAACGCGCAAGGACUCAACAGAAGCUUCGCUGGAGUCAAUGGUAAGAGUCCUUGUUAUAUGACGCUAGGAGUGUGUUAAACUUCAAACGCAUGAUUAGACUUGGAUGAGUGAUAAUGGGUUGAAAAUUAUCCAUACCUUUCGUUUUCACUUCACAUUUUCUUCCCUUUCUAAGCUUCCUCAAAGUUCUUUAUUAAACAUGUCAUUGCUGCCAAAGUAAAAUGCUUUCGUCUUGACGCGUGUCACGCGUGGAACAAAGAAAAAAGUUCUCAGUGCCCAUGGGGUAUCGAAUCUCAAACCUAUGGGUUUCGUGGGCCGAUGCUCUACCACUGAGGUCCAGAAAACUCUGUGAUGAGAGAGGCCAUUACUUGGUUCAGGAUUGUUAUUUGUCGAAACCAUUCAAUGUUUACACCCAAAACUUUGCUUAUAGAAAUCUUCCGAUAUAUUUUCUUGCUGACGCGAAUUGUCUUUCUCGUAUGCAGGAGUUGCCCUUGGGCGCGGUGUGUACUUCGCAAGAGAUGCCUCAUAUUCCCUUGGCUAUGCACGUGGAGGUGGAACACGCCACAUGUACCUCGCUCGUGUCUUAGUUGGACAAUACUGUCGAGGAAACUCUAGCAUGAUAGUACCUCCAGCUAAAAACCCUGCGAGGCCAGAGAUUUUGUAUGAAUCAGUGGUCGAUAACCCCGCAAACCCUGCCGCCUUUGUAGUAUUUUACGAUAAUCAGUGUUAUCCUGAAUAUCUCAUAACCUUCCAGUAGCUUAGAGAAAAUUAACGAUUGAUUGACAUGUCAGCGUGCGUGAGGUUUGGAGAACACGAAAGGCGCAUAAGGGCUCAUACACGAGGAAAAGGAACAUGAAACACCCUUGUGCAAUUGAAUUUUAUUUCACGAACUUAUGAGCUAUUCUAGUCUUUAUUGCAACCAAACGUUACCUCGUUACAAAUUUUCAGUCUCUUGGACGACAUAAAUUGUUUAGUGUUGAGUUUUUUUUUUAAGAGAACCUGAAUAAGUAGAGAGUAUUUAGUUUGCAGCUGAGAGCGUCGGGGAAAUAUUUUGUAGCAGCUGUUACCGAUGUGUGAAUUGAUCAUGAAAAGAAAAGUAUAAAAUCAAUUAGGAACAAAAGGGCUUGAAAAGCGGACGACUUUUAAAUGCCGUUUACAAAGCAGAAAAAUUCGGGCACGGACAAGCCGAGGAAUGAGUACGGACCCCAAAUUUUUACUGGUAUAAACUAUGUGUACCAUGUUAUUUAGGGCUGGUAUGGAACCCUAUUUUUAAGGUUAUGAGGCGACGUCCACAUAAGAAAAAAACUUAUUAUCUUGCGGUAUAAUAGCCUUUUUGUUUGCCAAUUUUCACCAUGAAGAGAUGUCCUUAUCAUCUUCUCGAAAAAUGAACCAUGAAAUCAAUAAUUGACAGUUGGUAGAAUGUUUAAGGAACAUAAGGUAACGUGAUAAAUGACCUUUUGCUAUCCUGGGAAGACGAUUGGACUUCUAAAACAGCCGUAUAUGUUUCUCAGAGUUUGGUGAUUUUACUAUUUGGGUAAAGCAAGCAAAAAUGUCCAUGGGACUUCCCCGAACGUGUUGCGGCUAGAAUAGAAAUGACGUCUUUUUCUACUUCUAGGCCAACCUCUCAUCUUCAGUCGUGGUUUUUAUUUUCUUAAUAAAUUUUUGAAUAUCAGCUGCGUUAAAAAGGUUAUAUAUUGUUUGUUCGAGAGAAAUCGUGUGAAGAGGCUAGAUCCAAGGCAACGCUAAGUCAGUUUUCUCGCUUGGAAAGUUUCCACAACGAUAUUUUCUUUUUUGUCGCCAGAUUGACAUAUAAUAUUGUUUUGCAUCAAUUUUGUACCCAAGAAAACUGGCGAAAGUAGAGAACUUCGAAAAACGUGUUCAUAUUUGCUGCGCUUAAUAAGUAAUUAAAGCGAAGUCGCUUCGAUGACAUUUUAUGGUGUAAAAGAUUCACUGGGAAGAAACUCAGAGAAGGAUUUAUUAUUUAGUUGGCAACCAAAAGCUUGGUCAGAAAAUGUGGUGUAGUAUUACCCAUGUUCGGGUUUCACGAACAGGUUUAUUGACUGAAAUAAAGUAGAGGAA
This is a messenger RNA of Pocillopora meandrina, 10288 nucleotides long. The record is from the annotation of a GenBank genome assembly. NCBI's taxonomy places the organism in Eukaryota, Metazoa, Cnidaria, Anthozoa, Scleractinia, Pocilloporidae.